Sporothrix schenckii 1099-18 is the source of this 2166-nucleotide messenger RNA. Its product is annotated as ATP-binding protein cassette, sub-family E, member 1. The coding region runs from base 1 to 2166 and encodes 721 amino acids. Gene Ontology annotation, biological process: translational initiation; translational termination; ribosomal subunit export from nucleus. The transcript is spliced from 3 exons. The record is from RefSeq and is a predicted model, not a curated record. Gene Ontology annotation, molecular function: ATP hydrolysis activity; ATP binding; iron ion binding. NCBI's taxonomy places the organism in Eukaryota, Fungi, Ascomycota, Sordariomycetes, Ophiostomatales, Ophiostomataceae.
AUGGAGGAUAAACGGAUAGGGGGACUACAGGAAAUAGAGAAGUGCAAACCCAAGAAAUGUCGCCAGGAGUGUAAGAAGUCCUGCCCUGUUGUGCGCAGCGGCAAGCUGUGUAUCGAGGUCACGCCUGAGUCCCGCAUCGCGUUCCUGUCCGAGAGCCUGUGUAUUGGUUGCGGUAUCUGCCCCAAGAAAUGUCCCUUUGGUGCCAUCAACAUCAUCAACCUGCCCACCAACCUCGAAUCCCAGGUCACGCACAGAUACUCGGCCAACAGCUUCAAGCUGCACCGCCUGCCCACGCCGCGACCGGGCCAGGUCCUUGGUCUUGUGGGAACAAACGGUAUCGGCAAGAGUACGGCGCUCAAGAUCCUCAGUGGCAAGCUCAAGCCCAACCUGGGCAAGUACGACAACCCGCCCGACUGGGAGGACGUCAUCAAGUACUUCCGUGGCUCUGAGCUGCAAAACUACUUCACGAAGCUGCUGGAGGACGACCUCAAGGCCGUUGUCAAGCCGCAGUACGUCGAUCAGAUUCCCAAGGCCAUCCGCGGCCCCAACAAGUCGGUCCAGUUCCUGAUCGAGAGCCGCGCAUCGCUCGACAACCUGGACGAGGUGCUGGACACGCUUGAGCUGCGCCACAUUUACGACCGUGACGUCUCGCUCCUCUCUGGUGGUGAGCUGCAGCGUUUCGCCAUCGGCACUGUUUGCGUGCAGAAUGCGGACGUCUAUAUGUUCGAUGAGCCGUCGUCGUACCUCGAUGUCAAGCAGCGCCUGUCGGCUGCCCGCAUCAUCCGCUCGCUUCUGCGGAGCGAUGAUUACGUCAUUGUCGUCGAGCACGAUUUGUCCGUGCUCGACUACCUCUCCGACUACAUUUGCGUGCUGUACGGUCAGCCGGCUGUGUAUGGUGUCGUGACGCUGCCGCACUCCGUGCGCGAGGGUAUCAACAUCUUCCUCGACGGCCACAUCCCGACAGAGAACCUGCGGUUCCGUAACGAGUCGUUGACGUUCAAGCUGUCGGAGGGCGCCGACGAAUUCAUUGCCGAUCGUUCUCGCGCAUUCCACUACCCCAAGAUGGAGAAAACCAUGGGCAACUUCAAGCUACAGAUUGACUCUGGCGACUUCACCGACUCGGAGAUUCUCGUGCUCAUGGGCGAGAACGGUACGGGCAAGACCACCUUCUGUCGCCUGCUUGCCGGCGCCCUGAAGCCGGACGGCACCAGUCGUGUACCGGAGAUGAAGAUCAGCAUGAAGCCGCAGACCAUCACACCCAAGUUCGACGGUACCGUGCGCCAGCUGUUCUUCAAGAAGAUCCGUCCCGCCUUCCUCUCGCCCCAGUUCCAAACUGACGUUGUCAAGCCGCUCAAACUUGACGACUUUAUCGAUCAGGAGGUGAAGAACCUGUCAGGUGGUGAACUGCAGCGUGUCGCCAUUGUUCUAGCCUUGGGUCUGCCUGCCGACAUCUACCUGAUUGACGAGCCGUCCGCCUACCUUGAUUCCGAGCAGCGUAUCAUUGCCGCGCGUGUCAUCAAGCGCUUCAUCAUGCACGCCAAGAAAACGGCGUUCAUUGUCGAGCACGAUUUCAUCAUGGCGACGUACCUGGCAGACCGUGUCAUUGUCUUUGACGGUCAGCCGGGUAUCAACGCUCAUGCCAACGCGCCCGAGUCGCUGCUGACGGGCUGCAACACGUUCUUGAAGAACCUGGACGUCACGUUCCGUCGCGACCCGACCAACUACCGACCUCGUAUCAACAAGAGCAACUCGCAGCUCGACCAGGAGCAGAAGGCCGCCGGCAACUACGUGAGUUCAUGCCUCUAUCCCUUUAUAAACCCAUCGUUUAUGCAAACUAACAAAAACACAGUUCUUCCUGGAAGAGGACAACAGCAAAGCGUUAUGAAGGGCGCCCUAAAGGGCUCUUUCAACGAACGUGUGCACGUGCAGACGGUCUUGUCCAGAUGGACCGUCCGGCCGUCUUCCCAAGCGUCCGAGCCGACGCAUGACCCGCGCCGCGGAGUUUCUCACGAGACGGACAGCGGCGCCGAGGAUGAUUGCAACCGCGACAACGACAACAUGACGACCGGCAGCUCGAUGGCGUCUGCUACCAUGGCCAACGGUACGCGCCACGGUGGUAAUGAUGGCAAUGACCAGGGCGGCGACGAUGAUGAGCCAGAGGGCUAA